Elaeis guineensis (African oil palm) is the source of this 987-nucleotide messenger RNA. Lineage: Eukaryota; Viridiplantae; Streptophyta; Magnoliopsida; Arecales; Arecaceae. The record is from RefSeq and is a predicted model, not a curated record.
AUCCUUCAUUUUUACAUCUGCCUCUUCUUCUCCACCAGUACUUGCUCUUCUUCUAUCCUCUUCUUUUUUCUCUACUUCCAUCUUGUCCUUCUACUCCCUAACUAGCAUGGAUAACUAUGGGGAAGACAACUUAUGCUGCUAUUUCCACCCUAAGGAAGUGGUUGUGGGGAUAUGUGCCCUUUGCCUGAAAGAAAGGCUCCUCUCCUUGGCCGCUAAACAAGGCCACCUUCCUCUACCCAAGGACACUCGAAGGUCCUUUCGAGUCCUAAGGAAGAAGCCCAACAUCACCCUCCCUAAAGUCUUUGCUCUUGGCUCCUUCUUGCAUCGCAUCGAGUCCCGACGUCCUAGACCAGACGAUGACUCUGAUGAAGGUUCCAUUGCCAGCCUUGAAGACUCGUUCAUAUCAAUCAAGUUCGAGGACAAUGGACACGCUUCAUGGGAUAACAAGAAAGCAGCAAGCAUGAAUCCUUCCAUGAACACCAUCAAUAUCACCACCGACAAGAUCCAGGCCCCUGCAGGAAAGGAAAGCAAGAAACCAAGGAGCAUGGUGGAACAUGCAAAGGCUCGUGGGAUGCUGAGGUGGCGCAAGCGGAUUGGUCAUCUUCUCCAGCUGGCUCUAUGGAAGAGGUCCAGCAAGGCAGGAACUUGCCACGUGGCAUUGGGGAGUAAGGUAGAAGGGAAGAAAGGAAGGAGAGGCUGGAUCAGGAACCUAACAAGGAGGAGGACCACCACCAUAGGCUAAGGUGGGGAAGUCCUCUCACUUCCCUUCACCCAAUUUGGUGUGGUUUGUCAUAAUUGGCACAUAGAUAUAUAUCUAUCUAUCUGCUUGUCUGAAAUAGAGAGUUUUGUUGAAAAUAUACUUCAAAAAUAUAAGAUAGCACAAGGCCAUAGUUGUGAACUCACUUGAUAAUGGGCUGCUCCUGUCUUUUAGUUGUUUGUUUGUUAUUAUUUUUGCACUUAAAAGGGCUUAGAUAUUUUGGCUUCUUC